Penicillium digitatum Pd1 is the source of this 2469-nucleotide messenger RNA. Its product is annotated as non-ribosomal peptide synthetase. Gene Ontology annotation, molecular function: phosphopantetheine binding. Lineage: Eukaryota; Fungi; Ascomycota; Eurotiomycetes; Eurotiales; Aspergillaceae. Gene Ontology annotation, cellular component: cytoplasm. The record is from RefSeq and is a predicted model, not a curated record. Gene Ontology annotation, biological process: amino acid activation for nonribosomal peptide biosynthetic process; secondary metabolite biosynthetic process.
AUGGCUCCAGUCCUAUUAGAACCCACAAUUGCUGUUUCCCAGUCUAGUUCUCUUCCAUUCCAGGUAGCAGUCGAUCGUGGUGUUACAAAUGGAGUCGACCUCACUCUGAAGGCACGUCCUUGGCGACUUCUGCACCUCGCCGAUGGCCUCAAUCUUCCCCCGCCCGCCCAAGAAGAACAUCCGGAUCUUCAUGUCCAGCGGCUACUUCAAUUAGCUUGGGUCACUACUAUCAGAGCAUUUUUUUGCUCGACAACUCUAUACAUUGGUCAAGAUUAUCUAAACGGCCAGUGCUAUGUAGGCCAAGCAGCUCAUGGCUACUCGAAGCCAACCGCCCAGAUCCAUGUAGAUCCUCAUGAUAGCGUGGGGGAUCUCUUGCGUGAUAGCAUUGAGGCAUUGGGCCUAAUAUCCCAUGUCAAAGCUACGCACAACGUCCAUGCUGGCCAGGCCGGCGAGGAUCCUGGCUUCGAUGUUACAAUCGUCUACCAGAAGCAACCUGCGAAGCGCAUCCUGUCUGGUCAGGAUGCAUGUAUCGGCAGUUGUCAGGUCUGCUGUGACAUACCGGCGAAAGAAGCAUCGGAGGUAGACUCGAUAUUCACCGGUCUCCGCCUUUCGAUAUGCCAUACCUCCGACGAUAUGUUACACUCCCAGUUGGACGUUGGAAACACGGGGAUUGGACUCUCAUUGGCUACAAGCCUCUUGAACAGUUUCAACCAGGCCCUAUCGUCAAUUGAUGGCUCGUCCACACAGACGAUCGGAAGCCUCGAGUUAUGCUCGGCGCAUGAUCGUGAUCAGAUCAUCCAAUUCACCAAAGCCAUCGGCCCCGGCAAUGAUGCUCUGCUACAUGAUCUUUGUUUACAACACUCAAAGACAACACCCGAUGCUCCCGCCGUUCGCUCCUGGGAUGGGGAUCUGACAUAUCGCCAACUUGAGGAACUGACUUCUCGCUUGGCACACUGGCUAGUGGGACAAGGCGUCAAACCAGGUAUCUAUGUUGCUUGCGCUUUCUACAAAUCCACAUGGGCUAUCGUGGCCAGACUGGCUAUCCUCAUGGCUGGCGGUGCAUACAUUUGCGUCGAUGGCUCUGAUCCACCACCAUACCUUGCAUCCGCCCUCGAGCGCACCCAGAUAAGGUUAAUGCUCACAUCAACCGGGUACAAGGAAAAGUUUGCCGAUCGUGUCGAAAUUCUCUUCGAGGUCAGCGAGGCUUCGGUUUCCGGUCUGCCAUUGUUGACUUCAGUCCCGUGCUCAACCGUCACCCCCACCGACCCUUGUGCUGUGCUUUUCACAUCCGGCAGCACGGGAAAGCCUAAGGGGAUCGUCCAGGAGCACCGUAGCUAUGCCUCCGCGUUGACGGAUUACAUCCGAGUCAUGGGCAUGGGACCGCAUAGCCGGAUGUUCCAAUUCGAUUCGUACACCUUCGACAUCAGCAACAACGACUUCCUGGCCCCUCUGAUAGCCGGUGGAUGCUGUUGUGUUCCCACUAGAUCUUUGACAAUGGAAUCACUGAUGAAUGAUAUGAACGAUUUGGAGGGGAACAUAAUGUUUGCAACACCCUCAGUCGCCAUCGACAUGGAACCAGACCGCGUCCCCACACUGGAAAUGAUGUGCAUCGGCGGCGAGCCCGUCUCAGACGCGGUACUGGCGAAAUGGCUGGACCGCGUGCAGGUGGUAAACCAAUAUGGCAUGGGCGAGAUAGCUUCUCUCUGCGCAUAUAAUCGCAAUCUCCAGAUGGGUCGCGGGUCAGUAGUCGGUCGUCCUGCUACCGGUGCGAUAUGGAUUGUCAACCCUGACAACCCAGACCAACUGAUGCCCGUUGGAGCUGUCGGCGAACUCCUCAUCGAGGGCCCCCAUCUCUCGAAGGGAUAUCUAGAUCACGUCUCUGGGAAAUCGGAGAACUUCCUCACCGCGCCACCAGUCUGGAUGGCCCAGCUCCACACCGAUAGGCCGAAUCAUCGUCUCUAUCGGUCCGGAGAUCUGGGCCGAUACAACCACGAUGGGACAAUCGAGCUGAUGGGCCGCAAAGAUAGCAUGCUGAAGCUAGACGGAGCCCGUGUCGAGGCUGGCCAAGUGGAAUACGUUCUCCGGCGCAAUCUGUCCACCGGCGAUGCAGCGGUUGUAGAUGUUCUUGGUGUGAUCGAUGGACAAAGUGAUCCUAUUCUUGCCGUCUACUUAUACUUGGCGAGUAACCCGAUGAACAUGGAAAGUGGUCCGGUUGAGAAGAUGGAGUUUCGUCCGAUCAGCGAGAGACAGUCCGUGCAUGGGCUCACCCAGUCGCUGAGCGAGGCCGUCCGCCAGAGCUUGCCCAGGUACUAUGUUCCUGCGCUGUAUAUUCUUAUUGACAGAGUCCCGCGCACCAAGUCUAAAAAGACAGAUCGACGGAAGCUUCAUCUGUUGGGACAGGCUUAUUAUAUGGAGCAUCGAGAUGAGCUGGAGGGGAUUACUAUCUGGUUGGAUUGGAGUCAGAUCUAA